Messenger RNA from Polyodon spathula (Mississippi paddlefish), 5203 nucleotides. RefSeq names its product CMP-N-acetylneuraminate-beta-1,4-galactoside alpha-2,3-sialyltransferase-like. The coding region runs from base 1230 to 2357 and encodes 375 amino acids. Gene Ontology annotation, molecular function: sialyltransferase activity. The record is from RefSeq and is a predicted model, not a curated record. The transcript has 12 exons. NCBI's taxonomy places the organism in Eukaryota, Metazoa, Chordata, Actinopteri, Acipenseriformes, Polyodontidae.
GAACGAUUGUGUUAAUUGCCAGUGAAAAAACAGCCAUUUUAAGAAACGGUAAAAAUAUCCAAACCGCUAAAAAGCAGGAAAAGUAAAGAAGUUUAAGAAAAGUAAAGAACCAGAGAUGCCUGGGAGAAGGAAAAGGGUUAAAAGAGUGGAUUAGCGGUGUGCCUGGCUAUGACUCAAAAGCAGCGUGCAGGUACUGUAAAUGUGAAGUCCGAGCACAUCACAGCGACCUGUUAGCUCACUGUAAGACAGUGAAACACAUCAGAAAUGCGGCUCAAUUUUCAAAUGCAAGAAGUUUAUUUGACACGGGAUUAAGAAAAAAGUUGACAAUUCCGUUAAAAUAUGAGUUGAAGCUGGCAGCCCAUAUUGCUUGCCAUUGCAGCAUCCUCACUGUAGAUCAUUUGGGAUGCAGUCAGGGAAGUUGCACAGAAGGAUAUUAGUCUUCAUAGAACAAAAUGCUCAGCAUUUAUAAAAUCUGUCAUCGGGCCCGUUGUGCAUCAGGAGAUGCUUGGACAUCGACAACGAGCCAUACUCUAAUUGUAGACGAAAGCACAGACAUCAGUGCAAACAGGCGACUCUGUGGUGUUAAGGUACUUCUGCAGAAAACUUUGACGUAUGGUGACAUCGUUUGCCAGGAUUGUUAGCUUGCUAGCCAGUGAUUCUCACAGCAUUGCAACAGCCUUAUUCAAAUUCUUAAAGGAAAACCAAUUGGAAGUGGAAAGAUGCAUUGGUCUGGCAACAGACUGUUGCAGUACAAUGUGUGGGAAGAAUAAUUCGGUACUAACAAAGUUUAGGUCCCACAGCACUCAGCGUCAAAAUAAGUACCGCGAUCUCUAUACCACGAUUAAUGUUAGAGAAGCCCCACUGAAGAUUUUGCAACUUUCUGACACAAGAUGACUCGCAAUUAUCCAGUGUGUUGAAAAAGUGCUUUCUCACUAUGAAGAGCGAAAGUUGCACUUUCAGCUUUCAAAGGACACUGAAAUGAACUACAAUGCUGAACUACUGUACCAGAUGUAUUCAGCUAAUUAGUCGGUAAAACAAGGCUUAGAAACAGUACGAGAGAACGGGUCCCAUUCAAAUGCAGUAUCGCAACAGUAAGACUGGGAUUGUGCUAUGCACUAAGGAAAAACUACACAAAUUUCCAUCGUGAAAUGGAGGAACUUGGCUUAGAGAACCCACACAGUCACAAGUUCUAUUCAGGGUGAUGUAGUGUGGAUGGUACCAUGUGAAAAAUGAGUAUCCUGAUCUUUGCACGAAACCUGCUGCUGGCACUUAGUCUCAUGCUGGUUCUGGGCUUCCUCUACUACUCUUCUGGGAAGCUGCACAUGCGUGGAUGGGGCCAAGAGUCACAUUCUGAGGGGGAUCCAUUUGUCUCCGUGGGACGAACAGUAGGCUCAGCGUAUGACAAACUAGGCUUCCUGGUGAAACUUGAUACUAAACUCCCACUAGAGUUAACAUACAAAUAUGGCAAUCUCAGCGAGGGAGCCUGUAAGCCUGGGUACGCAGCAGCCAAGAUGACGGCCAUCUAUCCAAAGUUCACUAGACCAGCCCCAAUGUUUCUAGAUCGGAACUUUAAACGACUCUCAAGAAUCAGUCAUUAUUUGCCUCCGUUUGGGGUCAAAACACAAGAAAAAGUAAUCGACAGUAUUUUGGCUCUCACGAAAAACUACGGGCUGUCCUCUGCUCUGGAUAGUAUGAACUGUAAAACAUGCAUCAUUGUUGGGAAUGGAGGGAUCCUUGCCAACAAGUCUUUGGGGUCCCGGAUCGACGACUAUGAUGUUGUUGUACGGUUGAAUGAGGCUCCAGUGAAAGGAUUUGUGAAAGACGUGGGUUCAAAAACAACAGUAAGGAUCACGUACCCUGAAGGAGCCAUCCAGAAUCCUGAUCGCUAUGAGAAGGACUCCCUCUUUGUCUUCUCCGCUUUCAAACCCCUUGACUUCAAAUGGCUAAAGCAGAUUGCAUCCAAGGAGAAGUUGCGUGGGAUAGAUGGAUUCUGGAAGUCGGUGGCCCUGCAGGUCCCCAAAGCGCCCACAGAGAUGCGCAUCCUGAACCCCUACUUUUUCCAGGAGGCUGCUUUCCACUUCAUCGGACUGCCUCAGAACAAUGGGCUCAUGGGGAAAGGGAAUAUUCCCACCCUGGGCACUGUUGCUAUAACAAUGGCCCUCCAUAACUGUGAUGAGGUGGCGGUGGCAGGUUUCGGGUAUGAUAUGAACACCCCUUACGCACCUUUGCAUUACUACGAGAACAUCAAGAUGUCUGCCAUUAAAGAGUCUUGGACCCACAACAUUGGGAAGGAGAAGGAAUUUCUCCGCAAGCUGGUGAAGGGCAAAGUUAUCACCGACCUGACAAACGGGAUCUGAAACAUCUCAGGGUUGGGAAAAAAACCCUUCCAAAUGAUUAGUAGAAGGGAAGAGAACCCCAGGAGAGGUACCAGACAACAGCUGAGUACAGAUAGGACCCCAUCUCCAUCAAAAAGACGGUGGAAAAGAAAACCGGCAAGGCGGCUGUAGCAAAUCCCCAGAGGAUCAGACAUGCUCAGCUGGCACCUGUGUCGUUGGGUGAAAGUUGCUGUGGAGUGUGGGUGGGUGGGGGUAUUUUACUUAGUGUUAUUUUUUGUAGCUUCUACAAACUGAAGCAUAAGUGUUUUAAUUUUUAAAAACAGUGGAAAAAAUAGCAGAACAGAAGACAAUGUGAUGUGCCAAAUGUACCUCUGGAGGAGACGUCCUCCGUAAUGUGUUUUGAAUGUAUACAACAACGUUAGACAUCAGAGAAUCGCCGCCUUCUCUUUUUUCGGUUUUCAGUUGUUUGCAUUGCCCUUUCGAUAACUACUUCUAUGAGAAAGUGUCCGUCCGGGUGUCAACGUACAUCUCCUGCUGCUAUCGCUGAGAAAGGGCAAGGUGCUCUGUUUUGAGAAGUUACUCCUGUUUUUAAACACCUGACUUACUGGAUUAUUUAUGUGAUCUUAUUUUCUCUGCUGGAAUGAAUACUGAAAACACAACAAACACAAACAAAAAUGGUCGACGGUUUCAAAAUCUCUACAAGUUUAAACAAAGAACAAAGAAUUCAUCAAGGAAAGAUGUUUUUGAUAUCCAUUCGUGCUUCCUAAUACCAGAGCCCGGACAUGUUUUUUGCCCAGUUGCUUUUGAGGUUUUUGAAAUUCAAGCAACCAACUCGUACAGUUUUUCAGUGCUGUUAUCAUGGAACCUGUUUUUUUUUUUUAGUUUUUGUUUUGUUUAAUUUAGGCUUGGAUCAUGCCUAGGUUGAAUGAACUUUAAUUUAAUAUGGAUAUUGGUAGAAUGAAAGUUAAGUAUUAUUACACCAUUUAAGUAAUAAUAUAUGAAUUUUUGUGUGUGAAGGUGGGCACCUAGGUAUCCACAGGGUCUCCAAGAAGUGAAGUGACUAAAAAGUAUCUUAGCUAGACAAACAAAAUAUAUUUAUUUUUAUCUAUUUUGCAAGGAGCUCUGGGUUGGAAGUGAGACUACUAUUGCUUAAUGGUUUGAACCAUUCUGGGUUUAACUGACAGAUGACAGUUGACUCUCUAACUGGUCUGCAGUGUGGGGUUUGCUUAAUAAUUACUCACCAGUGAAAUGAUUCAAACCAUUGUGCAAUAAGAGUCUUAUUUGAAUCCAUGGGGAUAUCGCUAUAAUGAAUUACUGUAGGUCAAUAUUGAUGGUCUAGUAUUUUCACAGUCAUUGAGGAAUAUUAACAAGGUGUCAUUUUUCUUUGAUAAUGGUUUGUAACGUGAAGUUUGAAUCGUAUACAUAUAACAAGUUAUGACUGUUACCAUAUCAACAAAUGUGUAACCAACACAUACAAAUCAGUUGUCAAAUAAAGCUUUUAAAAGUCACUAAAUAUCACUCUGAUUUUACACAUGUGUGCAAGUUUCAAACAUUACAAAUCUUAUUUAUACUGAUAAAGAAAGGCAAUGGUCAGAUUUGUGCACUCAAUUGAUUUCAAUUAUGUGUUUGUGUUUAACUUUUUAUGUAUUUUGUUGGCAGUAAGAGUAAAUGGAGGUCAUUGAUACCUGAGUCGUAUUUAGGAUUGAAAUUUAUAACUGCUACACUAGUUGCUUUUUUUUCAGCAGGCAAGUUGCAGGACCCUUGUAUAUUUUCUUUUUACAUAAUCCAUUUUUUGUUCUGAAACGUUGCUUUUCUUUAUGUACUUAUCUGUGACAUGAAUAACAAACGUAGCAUCCUUUCUCAUGUUUUAUAUAAUAAACUAUUCAUCACCAUCUAGCUAACUAGUGUGUUACACUCCAAUGCACUUUUCUUGAUUAGUGGUAUUCUUAGGUACAGAUGGAAGAUUAUUGUAAACACUAAUGGCCUGAAUCAAUGACUACAUCUGUAAACUAUCAUUCACUGUGCAGUAAGUGUUCACUCAUGCCAUAUUAAUACUGAAAGUAUAUUCUUAUGCUGCUUUUAUGUAUAAAAUAGAUUUAAAAAAAAACAACUGGGAAUAUAAUUCUAAAUAUGCAAAAUAUGUGGCCUCUCCAUGGUAUAAUUAAAUGUAAGGUGGAUGUGUGUUUUUUUUUUUGUUUUGUUUUUUUUCUUCAGAAUUCUGGUGGUAGGCUUUCCUAUCAAAAUAUUUUAGCAUAGCAACCAUACUAGCUUUUUAUCAUUAAGAAUGUGUACUUAAAAAGCAAAUUGCUACCUGCCGGCAGUUUUGUUUAAUGCCAAUUUGGGUUUUAUUUUCAGUAUAUACCGGUAUCUGGGGUUUAUUUCAAUUUUUCCAAAUAGCUGCAGUAUUAGAACGAAUCAAAUGCAAUGAUAUACUGGUUAUUAAUAUCAUUACAUAUAAGAAAUACAGUGAGUUCUGCCAAAACAAAUCAUGUUUAUAAAUUUCAGUGGCUGAUUUAAGAUCUGUGAUGAUUAACAUAGACCCCUAUAUCUAUAAUGUGAAGUUGUGUUUCAGAAAUGUUAUAUUGCAUUUACCUUAUAAAGAUCUCUCUUUUGUCUUCUGAUGUACUGUAUGAAGUAUAUUUUAAUGUUUAAUGCUUGCAGGUAUAUCUACAUACAGUGUACUGUAUGAACAAAUUCUGGUUCCCACUGAACAAAUAAAAAGGCCACUAGUUAUGCUCUCAGAACAAAUAGUCUCUCAUUUUAUUCGGCACUAUUGGAAUCUGCUCCAUCCCUCCCACCAUUAACACCACACUCAACAUCAGCUUUGGCUAGAAGCUGUAUGACCGCCCCCCCACCACCACCACCAU